Candoia aspera is the source of this 2358-nucleotide messenger RNA. It is a transcript of the gene ANOS1, whose product is annotated as anosmin 1. The record is from RefSeq and is a predicted model, not a curated record. Bases 157 to 2199 code for a protein of 680 amino acids. Gene Ontology annotation, molecular function: protein binding; peptidase inhibitor activity. The transcript is spliced from 14 exons. Gene Ontology annotation, biological process: neuron differentiation. Lineage: Eukaryota; Metazoa; Chordata; Lepidosauria; Squamata; Candoiidae. Gene Ontology annotation, cellular component: cell surface; extracellular region.
UUCCUCGCUGAGUUUCUGCUGCGCUGAGACUUCGCCGCCGCCGCCGCCGCCGCCCUUUCCCUUGGCGAGGUGAAACGGCGGAACUGCACGCGGUGCGGAGUGUUUAGGGCUGCUCGGGGUCGUUUUCUCCUCCGGCACCCUGCUACACACAAAGCCAUGGGGUUUAAGGAGCCCGGCGUGCCUUUGACUCUUCUGCUUUGGAUUACGGCUUCCUGGGGCUGCGCUGCCGGGGCCGGAGAGGUGGCGGCGGCUCGCCGGCAGGACGAGUUCUUCUCCGCGGCCAGUAUUUAUGGAGCCAGAUGCAGCUCCAGGUGUCUCAGCUUGCAGAUUACUCGUAUCUCCGCCUUUUUCAAGCAUUUCCAGAAUAAUGGUUCCUUGGUUUGGUGUCAGAAUCACAAACAAUGUUCAAAGUGUUUGGAACCUUGCAAAGAGUCCUGGAACCUGAAGAAAAACCAUUGCCAAAGUUUUUGCGAGCCUCUUUUCCCCAGGAAGAACUAUGAAUGCCUAACUAGCUGUGAGUUCCUGAAAUACAUCCUGUCAGUGAAGCAAGGAGACUGUCCAGCACCUGAGAAGGCCAGUGGCUUUGCAGCUGCCUGUGUUGAAAGCUGUGAGGCUGACAACGAAUGCUCUGGGGUGAAAAAGUGCUGUUCCAAUGGGUGUGGACAUACGUGUCAAGUGCCCAAAAAUCUAUAUAAAGGUGUUCCUUUAAAACCCAGAAAGGAAUUAAAAUUUAGUGAACUUCACUCUGGACAACUGGAAAUUAAAUGGUCUUCAAAAUUCAAUAUCUCCAUUGAACCUGUGCUCUAUGUGGUACAAAGGAGAUGGAAUUAUGGGAUUCAUCCUAGUGAGGAUGAUGCAACAAGUUGGCAAACUGUAGCACAGACCACAGAUGAGAGAGUACAAUUCUCUGACAUCAGGCCCAGCAGGUGGUACCAGUUUAGAGUAGCAGCCAUAAAUGUGCAUGGAACAAGAGGUUUUACAGCUCCCAGCAAACACUUUCGCUCCUCAAAAGAUCCAUCAGCUCCACCUGCUCCAUCUAAUCUCAGGAUUGCCAACUCUACAGUAAACAGUGAUGGAAGUAUAAAUAUAAGGAUUAUUUGGGAUGUCCCAGAGGAACCUGAUAUUCCAGUCCAUCAUUACAAAAUCUUUUGGAGCUGGACUGUCAACAGCAAGGCUCUUGUCCCAGCAAAAAAAAAGAGAAGGAAGACUACAGAUGGAUUCCAGAAUUACGUGAUCCUUGAACGCCUUCAGCCCAAUAAUAAUUACAUGGUGGAACUGCAGGCAGUUACCUACUGGGGUCAGAUACGGCUGAAAAGUGCGAAAGUGUCUCUCUACUUCAGUUCUACUCAGACAACUGUCAACAACAAAGAAUGGAUAUCUACCAUUGAAAAAGCAAGUGAUGUUGUUCCAUUCUUCAAAGGAAGUAGACUUAAUCAUCUUCUUGAAACUGGAGUGCCUUUUUACCAAGAUGACCAGCUUCAAGUGAAAGUCUACUGGAAGAAAACAGAAGAUGCCACCAGCAGGGAAGGAUAUCAUGUUCAGUGGUUCCCAGAAUUAUGUUCUCACAACAAUACAGAAGAGCCUGAAAAAUUCAAUGGUAUAACAUACGAAAACUAUAUAAUUCUUCAGAACCUGUCCUUUUCAUGCAAAUAUAAAGUUACAGUUCAGCCAGUAAGAUCCAAAAAUCGGUUGAAAUCUGAAAGCAUUUUCUUUAUGACUCCACCUUGUUCUGAUCUUAAAGGGAAAAAACACAAGCAUGUUAGCUGCCUGGCUGACGGAGAUCCUGUUAUCUCAAAAGUAUUGGCAAAACCAGAGAAUCUUUCUGCUUCUUUCAUUGUUCAGGACAUUAAUAUUACAGGCCAUUUUUCCUGGAAAAUAUCAAAAGCAAAUCUUCACCAACCAAUGACAGGGUUUCAAGUCACUUGGGCAGAAGUCACAACAGAAAGCAGGCAAAACAGCUUACCAAACAGCAUUAUCUCCCAGUCACAAAUAUUGCCAGUAGAUCACUAUAUGUUGACAGUACCCAACCUAAGACCAUCAACUCUUUACCGUUUAGAGGUUCAAGUGUUAACCACAAGUGGUGAGGGACCAGCUACAAUAAAAUCAUUUCGAACACCCAAUUUGCUGAUGUCUCCACACAGACCUCAUCUGAAGCAGCACCAUCCACGUCACUACAAACCACCACCUGAAAAAUACUAAGUUGCCCUGAAUUAUUAACCAGCUGGAAAACAAUGCAAACUGAGUUCUUGAAAGAAAACCAGAAAAAUGCAUUUUUAUUGAAUUACAGAAUGAGCUAUUGUUUUAGUGAAUGUUUACCAUGUAUGAAUUGUGUAUAAAUCUGUAUGAAAUGGACUGAAG